ACGCUGCUCUGCCGUUCACUCUCAUUCACUCGCUCGCGACCGAAUAAGCCCGUCGCUCGUUCAGUGUUUCGAAUUUCGAAAUCGUGAUUGUGUUUUGUUUAUAAAAAAUCGUGGAAAUGGCGAACCUGGCGCUUUUGGUCCCCGUGCUGCUGGUAGCUUUAUUCAUUAAAGAAGGAGAGUCAGUCCGCUGCUGGACGUGCUCGUCGGACCUCCACAACAACUACUGCUCGGAUCCCUUCAUGGCCGGUCGGAUCGACAAUCCUUAUGGAGUGCAGUUGUCUAACUGUGACGCGAACACUGGCGCCACCUACCCUUACCUCACCUCUUCUAAGUCGGCGUGCAAGAAGCAGAGGAAAUACGUGAACGGCGAGCUGGUGAUCUCCCGAGGCUGCACAUGGAAGCGAGCCGACGACUACUCCACGACCUGUCCCAGCACGUCCAACGGCCCCAACGAGGUCACCUCCUUCUGCGAGACGUGCGACUACGAUGGCUGCAACGGCGCCGGCGCACUUGCGAAGACAGCUGCGCUACUCUUGGCGCCCGUAGCGCUUCUUUUGUUUAAGUAGACUUUAUUUUAAUUGUAAGGGACCUUUUGAACGCCAGAUAUUUCGA
Messenger RNA from Leguminivora glycinivorella, 612 nucleotides. RefSeq lists its product as uncharacterized. The record is from RefSeq and is a predicted model, not a curated record. Lineage: Eukaryota; Metazoa; Arthropoda; Insecta; Lepidoptera; Tortricidae. The transcript is spliced from 3 exons. The coding region runs from base 117 to 566 and encodes 149 amino acids. Gene Ontology annotation, biological process: sleep; regulation of synaptic transmission, cholinergic; positive regulation of voltage-gated potassium channel activity.